Phycomyces blakesleeanus NRRL 1555(-) is the source of this 618-nucleotide messenger RNA. RefSeq lists its product as hypothetical. Lineage: Eukaryota; Fungi; Mucoromycota; Mucoromycetes; Mucorales; Phycomycetaceae. The transcript is spliced from 4 exons. Gene Ontology annotation, biological process: regulation of barbed-end actin filament capping. Gene Ontology annotation, molecular function: protein binding. Gene Ontology annotation, cellular component: cytoplasm; nucleus. The coding region runs from base 13 to 594 and encodes 193 amino acids. The record is from RefSeq and is a predicted model, not a curated record.
UACCUAUACAUAAUGAACAUGAAAACACCUUCAAUCACAGACAACAUCUGGAUCGCUGCUGGUGAUGGCAAGUUGGAUCGAGUCAAGGAACUUAUUGAAAAAGAAGGCGUCGAUAUCAAUGUACAGGAUGAAUGUGGCUAUAGUCCACUCCAUGCUGCAGCUUCUUAUGAUCAGGAAGAGGUUAUUCUUUACCUUUUGUCAAAGAAUGCCAAUGUAAACAUCCCUGAUGUAGAUCAAGAUACACCUCUAUUUGUUGCCGAGACAGUAGAGACUGCACGUCUGUUGGUAACCCAUGGAGCUGAUGCUAAGCGCACAAAUAGCGAAGAAAUUACGGCUGCUGCCCAUGCAUUCGAUGAGGGCUGGCUUGAUGUUGCUCAAUACCUUGCAUCUGUGACAGGAGAGAAUAUUCCUUUAAGCUUAAGCGAUGAGUCAGUAGAAGAAACAGCUGUUACAGAUGGAGGAGAUGAGAUGGAUGAGCAGAUUGAAUCUAUAAUGAAGCGCAUUGAAGAGCAAGGUGGCCUUGAAGAUGAAGAAAAAUUGCGUGAAAUGGUGACAAAGAUGGUUCUUGAUGAGAUGAAAAAGUCAAUUGAAUAAAGAAAAAUAAGAUUUUGAUGCAUU